Alternaria arborescens is the source of this 450-nucleotide messenger RNA. RefSeq lists its product as hypothetical. Lineage: Eukaryota; Fungi; Ascomycota; Dothideomycetes; Pleosporales; Pleosporaceae. Bases 1 to 450 code for a protein of 149 amino acids. The transcript has a single exon. The record is from RefSeq and is a predicted model, not a curated record.
AUGACAUCCAGCCACGAUCGCAACAAGGAAUGGCGCAGGAACAUUAAGGCCCAGCUUACCCAGGUCUUGAACCACUCUCUCGAUAACGGCGGCUUCCGGCCCGCGAGGUCCACUGAACGUGCUCAGUGGUUGAAAGACCACAUUGGCAUCAUGCAGCACAUCGUGGACUCCCAGCAAGCCGGCAUCGAUGCUCUCAUCGACUACCACAGCGGCACUGCGAUUAUUUACGAUAACUUGGACCAGCUGUGGGACAACCUUGGGAAUUCAGCUGAUACAGAUGCCACCAAGCAUUUUGCACUGCAGGCUACCCGUUACUACGCGAAGGAGAUUACUUCGCAGUGCCUCAAGCCUACGAGGCUCAUGGAGGAGUACAUUGGCACCCUCAAGGAGCAGCACAAGGAGAUAUCAGACACACAGACUGUCGCUGAUGACGAUGACAUGGAUGAGUAA